Molecule: messenger RNA, 1484 nt
Organism: Amoebophrya sp. A25
Lineage: Eukaryota; Dinophyceae; Syndiniales; Amoebophryaceae
Source: the annotation of a GenBank genome assembly
GAAGGAAGGUGCAGAGCUGCGUGGAUCAUCGUCUCUAGCGACAUUGAUCUUCUGAGUGACAACAUGGCAGAUAAUUUGAAUGAUCUCUAUCUGAAGCAAGGGAACUUGCUUUGGAAGUCAGUGUGGAAAUAUCGUUUGAAACCGCUUGCUACACCCACGACCCACUAGCCUCUUUAUGUGAAGUUGAAGUACUUGUACUAGGUGUAGUGCUACUUAGCAGGACACUUAUUUUUGAACAAGAAACGCAAACGCAAACGAUUUCAUCUCUUAGACUUGUUCGAGGUUGCUCACAAAUAUAUCUCCAGUCUACUAGUCCAACUUCACCAUCUCCACACUGCCUAUUGAGUGGCCCAUUGAGUGGCUCAACACCCACUGGAUCGUCUGUCCUGGACAUGACGCAAAUUCCGAGAAUGCAGCAAGCCGCGUCAAUGCCGAUAAGGCAGCAAGCCCUUGCUGCCACACCUGAAGACGUGACUUGUGGUAAUGUCGCCCGCCAGAAACGAUGCCGCUCCAGACACAAUUGUACAUUAAAGGUGGGCGACGAAAAUGGCUACGUUUGGCCUUGGGUUUCUUAACCAAGCUACCCAGAACAAUGGCCACAUUGAUGUAGUGGGGAUGAUCCCUAACUUUUGCGCACUCACGCGCGAAAAUAUACGCGAAAAGCUGAAUGAUCUUGAUGACUUGUUGAAGCAAGGCUACUCCGACUUGGCUCUGAAGAAUGCAUUCGAAGCUGUGGAGAAGGCAGUCGACGAAAAACUGCGAAGAGAACACUACGUAGGACUAGGGAGAACAAGCCGUGAGUGUAUUACUGGGAGAUGACUCUAGUUAAGGGUUACCACAUUGCAUUCUUCACUACCAUCCUUGACUUUUUCUCCAGUAGGAAAAGGGUCAGGGAUGAUCUGAAGAAUGCAAUGUCGCAAGCUCUAAUCUAGACUAAUCUUCAGGAUGAUGAAGAUGAUCCUACAGGAGGAUCAGCUUACACGAGGAUCAGCCUACACCAGGAGGAUAUAGUACAUGCAGGAAGAUAAUGAUCCUAUUCCUACGAACUAAACCCAGAACUAAAGGGUCCACAGUUUAGGGUCCUUUAAUCCCAGAAAAAGAAUGACGAGCGAAAGAAGCACAGAAAAAGAAUGAUGGAAGAAAUUUGAAAAAUGAAAUGGAUGUUAAAAGAACAAGAAACGCGAAGGAAUUUGAAGAAGAGGGAAGCAAGGUUCCCCUGAAAGAAAGACGUGGAUGGAAUUGCAAUUGCAGAAGCAUAAUGAUGAAAGAAGGAGGGAGGAGUAUUUACAGAAAAAUAUAGAUACGAAGGGGCUAGAGCUAGUACAGCCAGAUGCUGAAAACAAGAAAGAAUUCCAGAGCGUUUUAUGCUAAACAAAUUUAAGAUAAAGAAAGACCUCGUUUCCGUUCCCUUUAUGAAGUAGAGAAGACAGAUUUAUAUUUAUUGGGGACUUCAACAUAAUGAAACAAACAAGUAGAAAAACAGG